AAAAAUAGUCAAGAAUAAAGGAUUUGUUGUAGUUGGACAUGAUAUUACCAUACUCUGUUUACCUGAUGCUAAAGUAAAAAUAAUUUUAUUAGCAGAUAUAGAAACUUGUAUAGCUCGAUGUUCUUACCAAACAAAUUCAAAAGAUUAUAUUAAUAUUUUCAAUAAUAUUUUAGAAUGA
Cetraspora pellucida is the source of this 178-nucleotide messenger RNA. NCBI's taxonomy places the organism in Eukaryota, Fungi, Glomeromycota, Glomeromycetes, Diversisporales, Gigasporaceae. The record is from the annotation of a GenBank genome assembly.